GGGCGUGUGGAGCCCUGAGUUUUGUGGAACUCUUGAGGAGUACGCGCCGGCGGAGUCGCGGUGAGCGCUGCUCGGGCACGACUCUGGCUUGGCUUUCUGCUCGAGCGUGGUGGGGCGGCGCUCUCGCUCGCCCGUCUGCGGUUCGGGGCGGCUGGCGCCCCGGAGAGCCGCCGGGUCGCUCGCUGGAGCCGUCUGCGUCUCCGGAGACAAUGGACUGGGACUGGAGCACGGAUUGAGGGCGCCGGCGGGGAAGCGAGCCGCGCUUGGAAUUAUGACUUCUGCCGCCGAGCCAAAGGAGCCAAACAGCUGUGUAAAUAAAAGAUUUGCUGCGUUGCUCUAAACAGGCUUUGGGCCUGACUGUUGAUGUUGUAGUAAGAUCCAAAGGUGCUGGCUUCAUUUCCAAAUGCUGCAUUUCUUUCAAGAGUUUGACAUUGGAGCACACCAUAAUAGACAAAGAAGCCACCAGUGGCCCCCAAGCCAAAGUUUGUGGUGGCAAAUAAUAAGCCAGCUCCCCCUCCUAUUGCACCGAAACCUGACAGUGUGGUUGUCAGCAUUCCACAGUCAACAAAGAAAACUAAACCAGCAAUUGCACCCAAACCGAAAGUUCCAAAGAGCUCACCUGUGGAAGAGCCCACGCCGUCACCGCCGAGGAAGAGCACCAAGAAUGUGGAAGAGCGUAAACCAGAAUUGCCCCAAAGAGCUGACAGCUUUAAUUGCAAAAAUGUAGGAGAUCAGAGCAUUGAUUAUAUUUCACCCGAGCGUCCCUUCGGUUCUGAAUGCACCCAUAAGGUUACGAAUAAAAAGAGUACGUGUGUAAAGCAGCUCGUUUUAGAGCCCUUGGAAAUGAAAGAAAGUUUAGAAAACAGUAAAAGGGAUGAGUCCUCUUUGAUCAAAAAAACUCCGAUGAAAUGGAAUUCUGGUGAGAAUUUUAGGCUGCAAAGUGGAGUGGUUUUAAAGGCAAGUAUCCUAGAAGUGAAGCUCAAAGAUGCUUUGAAACAGCAAAUGUCAGCUUUUAGUUCCCCACAGAAGCAGUCGUCUGCAGACAACCCAGAAAUGAAUGGUGGCUGCAGUGCUGACACGAGGUUCAGAACUGAUCUUCCAGACUCGUCACCUUCCCCGUCCAGCUUUGAAAAGGCGCCUGUUGCUCACCGCUGCCACUUGCAGCUUCCUAGGGGUGAAUUUCAAAAUCUUGAAACUGACGAAGAGGGAAGCGAAAAAAGCCAUAGCUCCUUUCAUCCAUCCGAACCAGAAGCUCUGGGAAACGGUAAAAAGAAUACCUUUGCAUCUUCAGAUGAAGUUAGUAAGAACACAAAAGUCAGAGAUCGUAGCCCCUUAGAAACUGACUCAGUACCACGUACCCCCACAUUUCCUACUCCGAAGCCCAGAAAGACACGUCUGUUACGCCAAAAACAUGUAGAUACUCCUAGUGGAGGUGCCGAGGAACUGGAGGGUUCAAAUAAUAGCUCUUCUUGUCUUGGUGAAGAUAGUUUGAAAAACAGUGAAGUCGCUGUUCUUCAGGAGAAUGUUUUGUGUCACCGGGAUUCAGUGGACAAAGUGAAGCCGGGAAAUAAAAGUGAACUGAAUAGCAGCUUCAACAGGGACAGGCAAGACUCAUGUCACGAGACAGCUUCCCUUGAGAACACAGCACCUUCUUUAGAUGCAGACUCUAAUUUGAGUUCUGACAGCAGGGCAGAUGUAGAUGGUCCUGGUACAUCAUUUGGUGCGGACCAAGGGACUCAUUUUGUGAGAUCCAAUGCCCUGUCUUGGAGUCUGCCUAAGCAGCUCAAAUUAACUGGCAGCAAACAUCUGCCAGCUGGGAACCUGGGAGUGUCUGCCCCCCUGGAGCAAAAGGACUGUAUAAUGAAAGAGGAAAAUUCCUCAAGAAUUGUCCCUAAGAAACCUCAAAGGCAUAGCUUGCUUGCUUCAGGAGUGCUCAAAAAGGCUGCUUCUGUGGAGUUGGUGGAGAAAAGUUCUUUUCCCUCAGUUGAAGUAAAAAGCUCAGGGAAGGUUCUAGAAAGAAAUCACCUGCAGCGCUGGUGCGCCCCGGACCAUGCUAGGUCAUCUUCCUUCGAUGUGCCUAAACAGACUUCAGAAAAGCCGGUGUGGAAAUUGCCUCAUCCGAUUUUACCCUUUUUAGGGAACUCCGAAUCUUUGAAGUCUGUUACUGUGCCUUCCAGUAGUGAGCCUUCUUCCGCUGCCCUAACCAAGCCGAGGGCAAAGUCGUUAUCCUCCGCGGAUCUGGACAGGUGCACCAAGCCCUGCAAACACUCUCCCAAGAAAAAUUCUCUGAGACAGUUGCUCAACAGGAAGCUGUCCAUGUAUUUCGUAAAGGGAGACUUUCAGAAAUUUUGGUUCAGGAGUGGCCAGCUCGGAGACACGAGCAGAGCUUACCUGGCGGGCGGGGAGCGGAGAGGGCUUGGAAGUGACUGGUGUGGCCUGAUGGCGGCCGACCUGGAGAGGAGAGGCAGACCCAGCAAGGCGAAUUCUGUCGACCACUACAGCCCGGACUCUCAGAAGAGGAAGAAGAAGCCUUGGGGCCGGGCUAGUGCAGCCGAUGGCCCGAGAGCCGAGUCUCUGGACGAGCAGAUGCUCUCCACAGAGCCCUCCCGUGAGCAGCCUGGCCAGUCUGUGACAAGUGUCUGGGCGCCGGAGUACGAAAAUGUGCGCCACUACGAGGAGAUCCCGGAAUAUGAGAACCUGCCCUUUGUCGAGGCUGCGAGGAAAGCGCUCGAGUUGGAAGGGCGGAAUUCCAGCAGCGCGGAGGAUGCCGACGCCAGUGUGUACGAGGUCCAAGAGGCGUACGAGGCGUACGAAGCUGCCGUUGACCGGCUGCACCCUCGCCCCGGACAUUCGCGUUCCAGCAGCCCCGGACCAGCCCAGGAGGGACACAGGGAUCCUGGCCUCAGCCUUGGCGACCCGCCCUCUGAUGAGGACGAGGUCAUCAACAGCUCCGACGAGGAAGAUGGCAGCUCUGAGUCGAGUAAAGGGGAGCCAGAGCCGCUGGAGGAGAAGCAGGAUGAAGGCUCUGGGAUGAAAAGUAAAGUUCGACACAUCGCGGAGGAGAUCACGAGCUCCGAGAAAGUGUUUGUGGAUGUGUUAAAACUGUUGCAUAUUGACUUCCGCGAUGCCGUGGCCCAUGCUUCCAGGCAGCUGGGGAAGCCCGUGAUCGAAGAGCGGAUCCUGAAUCAGAUCUUGUACUACCUGCCUCAGCUCUAUGAGCUCAACCGAGAUCUCCUGAGCGAGCUGGAGGAGAGAAUGUCGAACUGGACCGAGCAACUGAGGAUUGCUGAUAUCUUUGUCAAGAAGGGCCCGUACCUGAAAAUGUACUCCACGUACAUCAGAGAAUUUGAUAAGAACAUAGCCCUGCUGGACGAACAGUGCAGGAGGAACUCGGGCUUUGCUGCUGUGGUCAGAGAGUUCGAGAUGAGCCCUCGCUGCGCCAGCCUGGCCGUCAAGCACUACCUGCUCAAGCCGGUGCAGAGGAUCCCGCAGUACCAGCUGCUGCUGACAGGUUACUUGAAGAAUCUCCUGGAAGACUCUGCAGAAUACAGAGACACUCAAGAUGCCCUCGCCGUGGUUAUAGAGGUGGCCAACCACGCCAACGACAGCAUGAAGCAAGGCGACAACUUCCAGAAGCUCAUGCGGAUCCAGUGCAGCCUCAGCGGGCACCAGGAGAUCCUGCAGCCCGGACGGGUUUUCCUCAAGGAGGGGGUCCUGAGGAAGCUGUCCCGGAAGGUCAUGCAGCCGCGCAUGUUUUUCCUGUUUAACGACGUCCUGCUGUACACCACGCCGCUGCAGUCUGGGAUGUAUAAGCUGAACAACAUGCUUUCCCUGGCUGGGAUGAAGGUCCGGAAACCCUGCCAGGAGGCCUAUCAGAAUGAAUUAAAGAUCGAGAGUGUGGAGCGCUCCUUCAUCCUCUCAGCCAGCUCUGCCAGCGAAAGGGACGAGUGGCUGGCGGCCAUCUCCGGGGCCAUAGACGAGCACACCAAGAAAAGAAUCACCUUCUGUCCUGGUAGGAGUCUUGAGGAGGCCAACGCAGAGAGGCAGGAGGAAGUGACUCCGCUGGGCUCCAAGGCACCCAUCUGGGUCCCUGACACCCGGGCCACGAUGUGCAUGAUCUGCACCAGCGAGUUCACUCUGACCUGGAGGCGACACCACUGCCGGGCCUGCGGGAAGGUCGUUUGCCAAGCUUGCUCCUCAAAUAAGUAUGGCUUAGAUUACCUGAAAAACCAGCCUGCAAGAGUAUGUGAACAUUGUUUCCAAGAACUGCAGAAAUUAGAUCGCCAGCAGAGCUCCAGCUCCCCUGGAGGCCACAGGACUCCGUCCAGCACCUUGUCCUCUGUGCUGCAGUCCAUCCCCCCGGGGCGGAAGCAGAAGAAGAUCCCUGCGGCUCUCAAAGAAGUGUCCGCCAGCACUGAGGACUCCUCCAUGAGCGGCUACCUGUACCGCGCCAAGGGCGCCAAGAAGCCGUGGAAGCACCUGUGGUUUGUGAUUAAGAACAAAGUGCUGUACACGUACGCGGCCAGCGAGGAUGUGGCGGCCUUGGAGAGUCAGCCUCUGUUAGGGUUCACAGUCACGCAGCGGGCAGAUGAAGGCGCGGAGCCCAGGGUGUUCCAGCUCCUGCACAAGAGCAUGGUGUUCUACGUCUUUAAAGCAGAGGAUGCCCAGUCAGCUCAGAAGUGGAUAGAGGCAUUUCAGGAAGGCACUGUGUUAUAGCAGUAUUGGUCUCUCUCUUCUCUCCCCUUCUUCUGGGACGGUGGAAUCUCAUCAGAAUGGAGUAAAAGCAAUUCAAAAGUUUCAUAAAAAUAAACACUGCCAAGAUAAAUCCAACUAAAGUCUAUCAGAUAUAUCAGAUACAAGAAAUUAUUUUGUUAGAUAUAAGUAGUUUUUUUUAAAAAAUGUUUGUUUUUUUAUGUAUGUUAUUUAUUAAAGUUGUAAUGUUUACUUAAUGGUCAGAAUUAUGUCUGAGUGUCACAUUGAAUUCUAAAGUACCAUUUCUUUUCAGAGUGGAAAAUGUGCCUUGUUCUGUAGUAAUUGUUUGUGACCCAGCCUACACGUGUUCUCUGCCUUGCCUUGUAACAUUUCUUACUGGUUGUGAAUCUCUGUAAGUAAAAAGCACAUAUAAGAAGCAAAUUUCAAUGCAGUACUUGGUUUAGAAAUUAUGACUACUGCUAGGCAUAGUGGCGCAGGUCUGUUGUAAUCCUAGUAUUUGGGUGGCUGAGGCAGGAGAAUCUCUAGGAGUUCAAGGCUGGCUUUAACUACAUAGCAAAAUCUUGUCUCAAAACCAAACAUCAGAAGAAAGAGAAAAUUGUGAUUUUUAUAAAACUGCUGAAGAAAAUAUGUCUUCGAAUCAAUAAACUUAGAAAAUUUUUCUACCUUGUAAUGGAAAAACACAUGGCCAGCUUCUACCUCAGGAACUGUGAAAUGAAAUUGGAGUCUGUGAUGUAUGUAUUUAUACUUUCUGUACCUCUUCUGGCAUGCAUUAAUGUUACAUCAUGAAGUAAUUAGAGCAAAGGGACAGUAACCUGAAUUGUUUUCUAUAACUCCAUGACUUUUCACUAAAUUAAAUUUUUUUAAAAGCUAGCUACCAGUUCGGCAUAAACAUAAAUGGUAGCAAAAUACAGCACGUUUAUUCAUUUAUGGUUUUCUUUGUAGCACUGGGCUUGCGCCUCACAGACAGCAGGCUGGCUUUCCUCUCCCUCUGAGCUGCAGGCCAGCGCUGUAGCAAGUGUUCUGGACCUUUAUCUGCACUGGCACUGCACACGCUGGAGUGGCAUUCACCGUGUAUCUAAAGAGAACGCUGUUUCCUAAAGUGCUGUGCUUUUACAAACCAACUGGAAUCACUAUCAGAAAGACACACGUGCUAAGGCAGUAUGAACUGAAACUGUACGGUAUUUUUUUGAAAAGCCUUUUUAUACCUCUUUGUGACAUGACUUCCUUGGUAUUGACAACGAAGUCCUUCGUUUCCCAGUCAGUGUCAGUGGGCCUGGUGAGGAAAGACUCCUGUACAUGACUCUGGUGCACCUGUUGUUUAACCUGUGAGCCACUUGUACAGGAAACUGGUGAUAAGCAACAGAAAAAUGAAAUUAACAGCCUGAUUAAAGUUGUACCUGAUGUUCAUAUUCAA
This is a messenger RNA of Heterocephalus glaber (naked mole-rat), 6127 nucleotides long. NCBI's taxonomy places the organism in Eukaryota, Metazoa, Chordata, Mammalia, Rodentia, Bathyergidae. The record is from RefSeq and is a predicted model, not a curated record.